AGAAAGAAGAAAACUUAAAAACUUUUGAAUGGCACUUGGUGUAGUAAUCACUGCAGCACUGGUCUGCGUAUGGGCUGUUGCCAGGGUUCAGCCCUCGACUUGCCAUGUUCUCGAUGCCAAAAUCUCUUGCCUUGACUGCAAGCAUUAUUAUGACUUCUCAGGCAUCAAAGUUGCAGUGAAGUGUGAUAAAGUGAAGAAACUAGCCACCGCAACCGUCGAAGAAAAUGGCGCUUUCAGAGUGGAGCUUCCAUUAGACAUCUCAAAGGGUAAUCCACCACCAUCUCUCGACUGCCUCGCCAAGAUCAUCGGUGGACCGAACCAGCUGUACGGUAAGAACAAGAACAUGGUGUCCAAGGUUGUGAAGGUGAGCAAUGGCGUGAACUCUUACACCACAGCCACACCACUUUCUUUCUCAACUUCCUGUCCUUUGGCUUCGUCGAAGACCGUUGAUCUGCCACUACCGCCGGAGUGGGGACUUGCUCCGUCAAGCUAUUAUGUUCCUUUCUUCCCCAUCAUCGGUAUCCCUUGAUGUUGGUGGCUUCUUCCAGGUUCAUCUUUGUAUAAUAGAGUGAUUAAUAACGUAAGUAUUUGGGAUAAAGACUUAUUAUCAGUAUGUUUAUAUACUUCUUUGCUGUAAUAUAUAAUGAGUGCAGUCUGUUGUAAUAUUUUAAGUAAUUUCUAUUAAUUAUGUGUGUUUAAGAGUGGAGAGAGCUUGAUGUAAUCUU
Messenger RNA from Hibiscus syriacus, 725 nucleotides. RefSeq lists its product as uncharacterized. The transcript has 2 exons. The record is from RefSeq and is a predicted model, not a curated record. The coding region runs from base 29 to 529 and encodes 166 amino acids. Lineage: Eukaryota; Viridiplantae; Streptophyta; Magnoliopsida; Malvales; Malvaceae.